Drosophila kikkawai is the source of this 1810-nucleotide messenger RNA. RefSeq names its product Tumor necrosis factor alpha-induced protein 8-like protein sigmar (gene sigmar). Gene Ontology annotation, cellular component: cytoplasm. NCBI's taxonomy places the organism in Eukaryota, Metazoa, Arthropoda, Insecta, Diptera, Drosophilidae. The record is from RefSeq and is a predicted model, not a curated record. Gene Ontology annotation, biological process: regulation of apoptotic process.
ACUGUGGCUCAUAUUUUGUUUUUUUGUUGCUGUUUCGCUGACUUGUUUUAUGUUUAAUCGAAGUUGCGCAUUAAAUUCCGCAGAAAAUCGUUCGAAACCGACGCAUUUCAAUGCAGCUGCCCCCUUUUAUUUGCUAGCGCCAGGAUUUUGGAUACCAGAAACGCCGAGGGGAUACACAAACACGAACGCACACAAGCGCAGGAUUCAAGGAUAAAGCCAAGGACUGCAGCAACAAAAACACAGUCAUGGCCGACAAUGUGUUCAAGUCGCACGAUAUCGGGCUGCGGGCGCAGAAGAAGAUCCUCUCACGCAUGGCCACCAAAAACAUAGCCAAGACGUUCAUUGAUGGUACAACGGCCUCGCUGCUGGACAACCUGUACAGGCUGUGCAAACUGCACACCGGGAACAAGGCCAAGGCGGAGAAGCUGAUCAAGAAUAUCAUCAAGAUUGUGAUUAAGAUUGGAGUCCUGCACCGGAAUAAUCAGUUUAGCGACGAGGAGCUGCAAAAGGCGGAGAACUUUAAGAGGAAGUUUCAGAACACCCAACUCUCCAUCAUAUCAUUCUAUGAGGUGGACUUUACUUUCGAUUUGGCCUACCUGCAAAAGUCCAUUGCCGAAUCGCAUGUGGCACUCAAGUCCAUUGUACAGCCGCAUCUCACAGAGAAAUCGCUGGGUCGCAUCGACGAAGUGUUCGAUUUCUUUGGCGAGGCAACGUUGCUGGAGACUGCCUUCCGAUCCGACUCCCCCUAUCGCGAGGUGAUGGGUAAAAUCGUGUCUGACAUUAAUGCCGCCAUGGAGAUGGGUGACAUUUGAAGGGAAUGCAGACCUAAGCUGACAUUGCGUGCUAUGAAAGGCUAUUUCUCUAUCGAAACCAAAAAGCAGCCAGCUUGCUUAAACCAUAAGCGCACCCACCAACACCAAAAUACAAAAGUCUAGAUUUAGAUAGAGAACAGAGAUAGGGAGAGCGUUGGGGAGAAAAGCUAGAAAAGACACAAGGAAAACAAAGGAAAGCCAGGCAUAAACAGAGUUAAAUUUAAUUUGAAUCGGUGAUAUAUCAUUGACAACAAAUAUCAAAAGUGUAAAGACGUCCGUAUUAUUGAUUUUUUGAUGACAACGUUAACGUUAAUAUUUGUAUGUGUACUCAAGUCUAUAUAUAUAUAAUGAUGUAGUUUGUAAUAAUUAGGAAGAACCAAAUGCAUUUCGCCAAAGGAAUUCACCAAACGGAAAUUGUAAACUCGAGCAAAAUGCUUUUCUUUUAAUUGGUGUGUAAGUCGUUGACCGUAUAUAGUAAGUGUGUGCGUGUAACUUUAUAUAUGUAUAUGUACUAUAUAUGCGUAAGACCAAGUGUUAAAUGGAAAAUACUUCAAGCACAAGAAAAGCAAUUACUUUUUGAUACUCUAAACUCGCUAAAGAACACCGUCUGAAUCAGACUUCUAUGUACUUAAUUAACCUUUGUUGAUCAGCGGAUCAGCGUCACCUAAACUCACCUGUGUGUGCUAGAUGUAAACCAUGCUAAGUUGUCACCAGAACCUGUUUAUCACCCAGACUCCUUUGCCUAUUGAUCUUCGUAUUUCUCUAUGUAUUCCAAGCCUCAAAGGGGUCACUAACCUUAAGCAUUAUUUAUGAUGAUAUUCCCACACUGCGCGGUUCCCACAAAUGAUAUUCCAAGUACUUGAAAUCGAAACAUAUCGAAACUAUCGGAGAAACAACGCUAAUGGGGACAAUAAUUUCGAUAUUUCAAGCACCAUUUUAGUCGUUUAGAUUUUAAAUAUUUAUUUGUUGAUAAAAUAAAAAGCAACAAUUACCGAAAA